AUGGAUCCCUUUCAGCCCCCUAUGAGCAUUUUCAACAUGGUUGAUGAUGAUGAUGAUGAUGAUGAUGAUGAUGAUCCCGAACCCCCUCCCCGCCCUCGACAGGAAAUUCAUGUUCCUCCACACAUUGUUCGGAGUCUUCAUUAUCUUUCUCUCGCAUUUCGUCCUUAUGAAGAGCCCAAGAUUAACAUUAGUCGUCCCUUCUCUCCACAGUUCAUAUCCUCGCGCGGCAACGAGUACUUUUGCGAAAUAGACGAGGAAUACUUGACCGAUCGAUUCAACUUGACUGGACUCAACACCGAGGUUCAGUACUACCAAUACGCACUCGACCUCAUCACGGACGUGUUUGAUCUAGAUGCCGAUGAUGACCUACGCGAACAGAUUGAAAAGUCGGCACGUCAUCUCUAUGGCUUGGUUCAUGCUCGAUACAUCGUGACUACUCGUGGAUUGGCCAAGAUGCUCGACAAAUACAAGAAAGGCGAUUUUGGAAAAUGCCCCCGUGUCUUGUGCGAUCAACACCCUUUGCUCCCCAUGGGCCAGUCCGACCUACCUAACCAAAAGACCGUGAAAUUGUACUGCGCCAAAUGCGAAGAUAUCUACAACCCCAAAUCCUCUCGCCAUGCAUCUAUCGACGGGGCUUAUUUUGGGACCUCCUUUCACAACAUCCUGUUCCAAGUCUAUCCAGCACUUGUACCGGAAAAGAGCAUACAGCGUUAUGAGCCCCGUAUCUACGGCUUCAAGGUGCAUGCAACCGCCGCGUUGGCUCGUUGGCAGGAUGCGCGCCGUGAAGAGAUGAAAGAGCGGUUGGCGAAGCUUAACAUCGAUCCUGGAUUCAUCGAGGAUAGCGAAGAUGAGAACGACGAAUUCGAAGAUGACAUUGAUGACGACAAAUCGGAGCCGACUGGAGAAGAACCAGCACCAGUUGUGGACAAUGCUUCUGCACGUAUGGACACGGGUGUUUAG
Talaromyces amestolkiae is the source of this 960-nucleotide messenger RNA. RefSeq lists its product as uncharacterized. Gene Ontology annotation, molecular function: protein kinase regulator activity. The record is from RefSeq and is a predicted model, not a curated record. The transcript is spliced from 2 exons. NCBI's taxonomy places the organism in Eukaryota, Fungi, Ascomycota, Eurotiomycetes, Eurotiales, Trichocomaceae. Gene Ontology annotation, cellular component: cytoplasm; protein kinase CK2 complex. Bases 1 to 960 code for a protein of 319 amino acids.